AUGAUGUCACGAGCACCCCAACAGCAGCCACCCAAAAGGGCCAGAAAGAGACCAGCCACACCAGUUUAUGGAGGACAGGAGGGAUCAUAUAAAAAUAUCAACAGUGAUUUCAUUUGGUAGGCUAAAUCUUAAAAUAUUAGCAUGUUUCAGUUUUAGCUUUGUAAAUCUUCUCAAAGUUUAUCAAGUUUUAUUGGAUGCAUGAUGUCAUUGUUAAGUUGAGGAAAUUGAGAAGGCUGAUGGUCACAUCACUAAAAUAAACUGUAGUGGUAAACUGUGUUAAAGAAGCAAUGCAAUGAAGAUUGAAAUUGACAGUAAAAAUUUUCAUAUCACCUAUCUUCAAUCUUGUUUCAGUCCUGUGUGUUUUGAUCUUAUUGAUGAAGCUUACAUGACUAAAUGUGGACACUCCUUUUGGUAAGUCUUAGAUUUAGGACAGCUAGUGAGUUAGCAAUGUUAUUUUUUUAUUUGAAAAAUAUUGAUUGAAAAUUUGUGUUAGAAAUGUUCAUUUAGUAUUAUAAUUUGUGUUGCUUUAAAAACCAAUCAAUCUUUAUGAACUUACUAAAAGAUUACAACAUUAUCAGACUGAGAAAAAUAUCUACUGCACAAAAGAGGUUAAGAAUCCCGGCUGUUUAGUAGUGAUUUUUAAUUAAAUAUUUAAAAAUAAAUAUUAUGUCUUGUCAUGGCUGUGUUGUAAAGUGUAUAUAUAUAAAACAAUAUAUCCUCCGACAUAUUCAUAGGGAAAACCAUUUUAAAGAAAGAGCUACUGCAUUUAUGGACAAAAUAUCCUCAGACAUAUUCAUACAUAGUUGCUUCCUGCUCACGCUACUUCACGCUUAAUUUUAGAUGGAUCACAUGUCUUUUAGUUUAAAUAACAAAUCUUUCUGUUUCAGCCAUGAAUGCAUUGAGAGAAGUUUGGAAAGAAAUAACCGAUGUCCCAAAUGUGGAGUUCCCAUAGAGAGCCCCAGCCAUAUAUUUCCCAACUUUACAUGUAAGUUUAUUUUAAAAGAGGCAUUUUUUUAGUUGUUAACUUUUAGUUGAGUUUUAAAUUUUUAUUUGGCUGUACUUUAAAAUUUAAACUUACAGAUUGAUAUACAACAGUAUGUAAGACAAAGUAGUUUAAUAUUUAAAUUGAUUAAUACUUCUCAUUAAGGAGAUUGGUGAUCAUUUCACUGGGUUGAUAAUUUGUUAUUGAUAUCAAGCAGUCUUUGAGACUCGUUUUUAUGUAACGCUAAGGCACCCUGUCAAACACAUGCCCAAUUUAACAAAAAGUUUUAUGGAAGCUGAUCACGCUAAAAUAGCUUUCCAGACUAGAAAGUAGAAUUGCCAAAAUAGAAAGUAGGAUUGCCAAAAUAGAAAGUAGCUUUCCAGACUAGGAAGUAGAAUUGCCAAAAUGGAAAGUAGCAUUCCAGACUAGAAAGUAGGAUUUUCUGCAAAGUUGGUUAUGCUUAGUAAUUUUCCUAUCCCUCUGUCACACCGAUAAAUAAUAUUUCAGUAAUGGAGCUGAUCAGGAAACAUAAAUCUGAUGAACAGAAAAGUGUUUUGGCCAAGCAGCUGAGUAUACAAGAAUGGCAAUGUCUCUCCCAGGACUGGGACCUAGGAGAGAUUAAUAAUGUCAUGUCCCUCUUGGUGCUGAGGAAGCAGCAGCUGGAGCAGGGGCUGAAGAUAUCGGAGACCAGAAUGCUCAAGACAUUUCUGGAAGAAGUGCGUGACCGCAAGGAAAAGGUAUGAGGCCUUGAGUCUGUAGUGCAGGGUCAUGUGUUUGUCUUGCAAAUGUUAUAAAGUAAUUACUGAAGCCUUUUUAUUUCAAGAAUAAUGUUGUCGCAAAAUGGAAGUCUUGUUUGGAGAACUACUUUAACUUAUAGUAAUUUAAGCGUUUUGAUGGCUAUAACUAAAUCUUCUGAAUAACAUAAUAUCUACUGGUGUGAACUUUGUAGGAGUUGGAGAAGAUCAAGAGACAGCUGGAGUUUCUCAAUCAAGAUUGCCAAUCAGUUGGGGUAAGGAAAUUUUUCACCUUUUUAGCUAUAACAAUUUUUUUUUUAAAAUAAUAAUAAAUAGAGUAGAAAAAUCUAUUUUAGGCUGAAAACCAUUUUAAAGUACGGUAAUAGUUACUACAUGGUGGGCAAAGUAUCCUCAGACAUAUUCAUGCAUAAUUGCCAAUUCCUUAUUUUCCUUCAUGUUUAAAAUACUCUUCAAAAACAAAGUUGAAUACAAUAAAUUUAGUUUUGUCGUGACAUUGACAUAUGUUUUGAGAGCCAUUGCUUUCUGUUUGAUAGGAAACUUUGCGAGACUUUGAACAAAAACAACUGGGAAGCCCUGUAAGUGGAUCUUUUACAAAAUAUUUAUAAAUAUAUUUACAGUAGGCCUACUUGUGCUUUGGCAUGUCUCUUUCAUGUGAUCAUCUCAGUAGGUAGGAGUAGAUAGAAGAUGAUAUCAGAAUACAAGAAAAGUGAAGAAAUUGGCGAAGGUGGAAGAAAUAUAUAUAUAUUUUAAAUUCAUUAAAUGUAAGCAAUGAGAGAAUAUGUCAACAGAACAAUUCAAUGUUCGUAUGAAAAGUACACUGUAUUGCCAUCAAAAAAUGCAUUCAAUAUGCUCCUCACUGAUUUAGGAAAUAAUUGUUCCAUUAAAUUAUAGAGUUUUAUUUUCUUGGCAUUAAAAUGUAAUUUGUUGCACUUAUCAACAGGAUCAUUUGGUGCCCAACAGUUCCUCAUCAGUUCUCUCUGCUGCUGGUAGCAGCACCAACAACAGCGCUGCAGAGACAACCAGCUCGGACAGAGGGGGUGUCAGCAGUGGUGCACUGGCAGCACACAUCACAGAGUCCUUUGCUGGAGGACCAGCGGUAGAUAUUUCUAUUGGUGUCUCUUUUAUUAAUUUAACUAUUUAUAUUUUGUCUUAAAUCAGUUUUAAAUGGGUAUGACUAUUUCAUUGAUGACUUGUAGGGUUUGCAGUACACACCUCUUAAAUCAGUUUUAAAUGGAUAUGACUAUUUCAUUGAUGACUUGUAUGGUUUGCAAUACACCCCUUAAAUCACAGAUGAACAAGAAUAUGUGUUUUAUGGAGAAAAUUGUGUAUUUACAUGUAUGUAUGUAUUUAUGUAUGUGUAUAUAUAUAUAUGUACCGGUACGUAAUUCUGAUUUUUAUAUGAAGACCCGUGUAUCCUAUUAAAACCACAGGCACGCCCAACAAAUGAAGUAACUGAGGCAAGGAAGAAGAGAAAAGUCAGCCAGCAUUUUGAAGAUCUGGAAAAAGUUUACUUGGACACAAGAGGGGGUCUUGGUUUAGGUAAUUCCCCCCUGAAAAUUGCAACCAUUGAAAGCAAAUAGGGCCCUAUAGAACAAUGUGAUCUGCUUAUCAAUGUAGGCCCCCAGAUGUGCUCAAGUGUGAAUUGUCUUUUUAAAAUUCCUUAGUUACUUAAAAUAACUUGUAUAUAUUCAAUACAGUACAAUUAUUUUAUUUUUAUAUCUUUUAUAAAGUACAAUUAAUUUAUUUUCAGCCGUAUAUACCCACUGAAUUUGCUGUUAUUUAAUGUUUUUUUCUGAUUGAAGAGGAUUGUGGUUUUUUUAUGAAAUAAUGAAAUUGGCUCUAGUUUAAAGUGAUCAAUGCCAAACUUGAUCUGGGCACAGGUGGGGAGAGUGACGGAAACCUGGACCAGUUUGCCACAUGUCUGUCCAAGUUCUCACAGUACACAUCCAUCAGGGCGGUGGCCAGCCUGAACUACACCCAUGAGGUCUUCACUAACAGUUCCUCCAUAGUGUCCAGGUAAGGGUGAAGUCACUGCUUCCAGUGGUUUAUUCAGAUACUACUAAUGUUUUUAUCACGUUUAUCAAUGAAUAGUUUUUUUCAAAUAAGGGACCCUGGAUGUAUGCAACAGAGACCAGGCUUUUCGAUGUCCCAUUAGAUUGAUUUAUUUAGUGGGCGCUCUAAGUAUAGUUAAGCUUCAUUCUUUUGUGUUGUAUUGAAAACAAGAAGUCCGUGUGGUAAAUGACUUCUUGUUUUGGAUAUAGCAUCUAACAGAAGUUUUGCCUGUUUUCUGAGGCUGGGGGCAAGGGAUUAAGGGCACUUUGUGAAUAUUUCCCAUUGCACGAAGAGCGGCCCGCCCUAAUUAACAUUUAAUUCUUAUUUAUAUUUACAGCUUUCAUUUUUCAACUGAUGGCCCUUUUUCAGUGAUGUUUAGUGAUAUUAAAACUUCUUAUUGUUAAAAGCACAACCUGUUUGUGCAAAGCUUCAUUCUUUUAAUCUUUUUCUGUUUGCAUGUUUCAGCAUUGAAUUCGACAGGGAUUGUGAGUUUUUUGCUAUUGCCGGCGUGACCAAGAAAAUCAAGGUGUUUGAGUACGGCAUCGUAAGGGAUGCAGUGGUCGACCUGCACUACCCGGUCACUGAGAUGAGCUGUACGUCAAAGAUAAGGUAAGGAACUCGGUGUACUACCCUGUCACUGAGAUGAGCUGUACGUCAAAGAUGAGGUAAGGACCUCAGUGGAGUACCCUGUCACUGAGAUGAGCUGUACAUCAAAGAUAAGGUAAGGAGCUCAGUGUACUACCCGGUCACUGAGAUGAGCUGUACAUCAAAGAUAAGGUAAGGAGCUCAGCAUAAAUCUUCACUCUCAUAGAUCUUGAACCCUGCUCAAACAGUUAUGAGGCAUUGGGAAUAGUAAAAUAAUGUUUUGUUUGUGGUCGGAUCGCCUUGUUUCAUACAACGGCACCAUCCCUAGCUGCUUGAUGAUUUGAUAUCUCUCUCUCUCUCUCUCAGCUGUAUAGCCUGGAACCCGUACAAGAAGAACAUGUUGAGCAGCGCUGACUAUGACGGCAUUGUUUACAUGUGGGACACCAGCACCAACCAAAGGACACAAAUGUUUCAGGUGUCUACAUCCGUUUGCUGGUCUCGGGAGAAUGCAAUGCAGUUAAAUUUUAACACAGUUCUGUUUUAAACACUGGGCAUGGGUUGAACACAGUAGUUCAGUUUACGAAGGCAGUUAAAUUUUAACACAGUUCUGUUUUAAACACUGGGCAUGGGCUGAACACAGUAGUUCAGUUUAAACACUGGGCAUGGGUUGAACACAGUAGUUCAGUUUAUGAAGGCAGUUAAAUUUUAACACAGUUCAGUUUAAACACUGGGCAUGGGUUGAACACAGUAGUUGAGUUUAAACACUGGGCAUGGUUUGAACACAGUAGUUCAUUUUAUGAAGGCAGUUCAAUUUUAAAUGAGUUCAAUUUAAAUUGACAGCAGAAAUGUAUUUCAUGAGGAAAUUUUUGGUGGUUCAUGCUACAUCAAAUAUGUUAUUUCUCUCUAUGUCUAGUAUGUUGUUUCUUGUCUCAGAUAAGAUUUUUAUAAUGAUUUUUUCUUCAUGGUUUUCAAGGAGCAUGAAAAGCGCUGCUGGAGUGUUGACUUUAAUCGCAUGGAUCCAAAAAUGCUGGCCUCUGGGUCAGAUGAUACCAAAGGCAAGUCCUAUUCAAUUGAUUUUAAAAUUACACUUAAACAGUGGGACUUAAAUGUAGCAAACAUUUCUUGAAUUGUUUUUUAGCCGGCAGUGCUGAGUUUGACCUGACAAAAGCCAGACCAAAAUGGUUUAUUCCAAAACUAAUAAUUUGUCCUGGGCUACUGCCUCACUCACUAAAUACUGUGCUGGGGAGUUUUGAUUAUCAGAAAAAUAAUGAUGACAGCCACUGAAAAGGAAUGUUGGCCACAUCACAGUAUAUAUCUUUCAAACAAAUAUAUUCUGUUUGGUGAGUUCUUGGAAACAUUCAAAUUGAUCUAUGUGUUAGUGAUUAAAGGAUAAACAUAAAUUUUUUUUUUUUUAAAUCUUUAAUGUUGUGUGAGUUCGCACAUCUCUAUUUUAUGAAGUGAAAACUAAAGCUAACUACCAUAAUUUUAUCAAUCUAAUCAUUCAACUUUCAGUGAAACUCUGGGACUGGGACCGGCCGCAGUCUGUGAUGACCAUUGAAGGCGGGGCCAAUGUGUGUUGUGUUAAGUUCAAUCCUACGACGCGUUACAACUUGGCUUUUGGAUCUGCGGGUUGGUCCAUUCAGUUGUUGAUUGUUGGGUUUUUUUAAACAAUAGUCACUGCUGGAUACUUUUGUUGUUGUUGUAAAGUUGUAAAGGCAAAUUCAAUAGUCAUUGUAAUAUUUGUGCACAUUGUUGCAACAAGUUUGAACGUGCAGCUAGGAUGAAAACAGUUAGUUUAGAAAGUAUGAUAAUAACAAACAAUGUGUCAAAAGUUUUCCCUUUUAUUUUAAGGUAGACAGCCUUAAAAAUUCAAACUGAUUGAUAUUCUAAAUAGCCCAGCAUGUUAUGUUUGACCAACAGAUCACUGUGUCCACUAUUAUGACUUGAGGCAUCCUAAGAAAGCUGUGUAUGUGUUCAGAGGACAUGGCAAAGCCGUGUCAUAUGUGAAAUUUCUCAAUGGAACAGAUAUGGUUUCAGCGUAAGGGAAUAAAAAUCUAAAAAUUGGUUACGUUUAUUUCUGAAUGUUGUGAAUUGAAAGAAAGAAUAGCACUUUCAGAAAUUUAUAUUUUUACUUCCGGGAUUUAAAAAAAUACUUCCCUUAAUGCAUGCUUAUGAAAUUCACUUAAAGUCAUCAUCAUCCUGCAGUAGAUCCCCCUGUGCCCAUCAAGGAUCUCACUCCAUGUUUUUCUGUCACCCUAUCUCAUUUUCUCCAUACCACGUCAAUCACUUUUGUUAACUUUUCAGACAUUCUGCAAUUGCUUGUGAUGAGUUAUCUCACCUUUUACUUAUCUCCCAUGUAGGUCAACUGAGUUACCUAACUUUGUACUCAUCCCAUUCAUGUCAACUGAGUUACAUUUUUACUUAAGUCCCAUGCAAGUCAGCUGAGUUACCUUACCUUGUACUAAUCUCCUAUGCAAGUCAACUGAGUUACCUUACCUUGUACUGAUCCCAUUCCUGUCAAAUGAGUUACCUAACUUUGUAUUUAUCCCAUUCAUGUCAACUGAGUUACCUUUUUACUUAUCUCCCAUGUAGGUCAACUCAGUUACCUUACCUUGUACUUAUUUCCCAUGCAGGUCAACUGACAGCCAGCUGAAGUUGUGGAGUCUGGGGCGGCACAACGCCAUUUCUACAUUUAAAGGACACAUCAAUGAAAAGAACUUUGUUGGACUUGCCACUGAUGGGGACUACAUUGCUUGUGGUCAGUCUCUUUGAUCUUCUUCACGGUCUCCUUUGUUUCUUCAGAUAAAUCUUCAUUUUCAACACCAGCUGUGUUAUUUUCUAUAUUUAUUAAGUCAAAUAUUUUAAACUAUUUAUAAUUCUUUCUCAGCAUCAUGUUUUUUUAAUAAUAUUGAUAGUUUUAGUUAAAAUUGAAGCCACUAUCUAGUGUAAGCAACCUUCUCGUUUUUUCUAAAUGUUCCAAACUAUCAAUGAACCAAUAAACACAGUCUCUGUCUGAUACAUUUUAUUUGGUUGAUCUUUUGAGAAAGUAAAACUCAACUAGCAGUUUGAACCCAGCAAUGACCCAAUUUAAUGUUUCUAUCUUCCAAACAUGAACAGGAAGUGAGAACAACUCACUGUAUCUUUAUUACAAGGGACUUUCACGUCAGAUUUUGACUUACAAAUUUGAGCCAGCAAGGAGAUUAAUCGUAAGUGGGACCAUUAAAUCAGUUAUAAUAAAUUCCCUUCCAAAACUCAUUGAUAAAUUGACUAAUAGAAAUUAAUUAAUUUAUUACAAUAGUUUCUUUUUGGCUUGACCUUCAAAGAACAAAUUAUUUUAAAAGUAAAAAUUUUAAUUUACACUGUAGCUAUCUUCAUCAUUUACUCCUUAUGUGUUAACUUAGAGAUACCAAGCGGAGAUCAACAAGCAGGUGACAAAACUAAUAACCAGUUUAAUUUUUUUUUUUUUUUAAGGAAAAGCCCGGAAAAGAUGAUGACUCUACAGAAUUUGUGAGUGCUGUUACUUGGAAAGCGG
Molecule: messenger RNA, 7906 nt
Organism: Lymnaea stagnalis (great pond snail)
Lineage: Eukaryota; Metazoa; Mollusca; Gastropoda; Lymnaeidae
Source: the annotation of a GenBank genome assembly